CAUUAUUCGGCCCAAACCUAGCAAUUGGAUUUAGAAUUAUCACCCCGAAAACAAAACCGCUCUCACUCUCCGCAUCGUCUUCUAGGGUAAGCUCGCACGCCACUGCUCCAAACAACGAGUGCGGCCAUUCCCAUCCAUCUUCAUCUUCCUCUUCCAGGGGAGUUUGAUUCCUGUGUAUUCUCAAAAUGACUUCGUUUUUGAAACCUGAAAACGCCCUGAAAAGGGCGGAAGAGCUGAUCAAUGUGGGGCAGAAGCAGGAUGCUUUGCAGACCCUCCAUGAUGUUAUUACUUCGAAGAGAUAUAGGGCUUGGCAGAAGACCCUUGAGAGGAUUAUGUUCAAGUAUGUUGAACUGUGCGUGGAGCUGCGCAAAGGGAGGUUUGCGAAGGAUGGGCUUAUCCAAUAUCGUAUCAUAUGUCAGCAAGUGAAUGUUAGCUCGCUGGAGGAGGUUAUCAAACAUUUCAUGCACUUGUCGACUGAGAAAGCUGAACAAGCCCGUAGCCAGGCCCAGGCAUUGGAAGAAGCGCUUGAUGUUGAUGAUCUGGAGGCUGAUAAGAGGCCUGAGGACUUGAUGCUAAGCUAUGUCAGUGGUGAGAAAGGAAAGGACAGAUCUGAUCGGGAGCUUGUCACCCCUUGGUUUAAAUUUCUGUGGGAAACUUACAGGACAGUGCUUGAAAUAUUACGGAACAACUCAAAAUUGGAAGCCUUGUAUGCUAUGACAGCCCAUCGAGCUUUCCAGUUUUGUAAGCAAUAUAAACGUACGACAGAAUUUCGAAGACUUUGUGAAAUUAUAAGAAACCAUUUGGCCAAUCUUAAUAAAUAUCGGGAUCAACGAGACCGUCCUGAUCUUUCUAUUCCUGAAAGCUUGCAACUUUAUCUUGACACCAGAUUUGAGCAGCUGAAAAUUGCCACUGAACUUGAACUCUGGCAGGAAGCCUUUCGAUCAGUGGAAGAUAUCCACGGUCUAAUGUGCAUGGUCAAGAAAGUGCCCAAGGCAUCCUUGAUGGCUAUUUACUAUGUUAAGCUGACAGAAAUAUUUUGGGUAUCAUCAAGUCAUCUGUAUCAUGCGUAUGCAUGGUUCAGGCUCUUUUUAUUACAAAAGAGCUUCAAUAAGAAUCUGAGUCAGAAGGAUUUGCAAUUGUUAGCUUCAUCUGUUGUUCUGGCUGCUCUCUCAGUGCCUCCUCAUGAUCACACUCAUGGUGCAUCUCAUUUGGAACUGGAGCAUGAAAAAGAGAGAAAUUUGAGGAUGUCUAAUCUCAUUGGCUUUAAUCUUGAAAACAAACCGGAGAGCAGAGAAGUGCUCUCAAGAUCAUCACUUCUUGCUGAACUGGCUUCGAAGGGUGUGAUGUCAUGUGUAACACAGGAAGUGAAGGACAUUCACUAUCUUUUGGAGCAUGAAUUUCUCCCUUCAGAUCUUGCACAGAAAGUGCUGCCCUUGUUAACUAAAUUCUCAAAACUAGGUGGUAAGCUUUCCACUGCUUCAUCCAUUCCAGAAGUGCAUUUGUCACAGUAUGUUCCGGCACUGGAAAAACUAGCGACCUUGAGGUUGCUACAGCAGGUUUCUAAUGUGUACCAGACUAUGAAGAUUGAGACUUUAUCUGGGAUGAUCCCCUUCUUUGAAUUUUCUGUGGUGGAAAAGAUUUCUGUGGAUGCUGUUAAGCAGAAGUUUGUAUCAAUGAAAGUUGACCACAUGAAAAAUGUUGUAAUUUUUUGUAAAAUGAGUCUUGAGUCUGAUGGCUUAAGAGACCACUUGGCCAAUUUUGCUGAGCGAUUGAAUAAGGCUAGACAAAUGAUUUAUCCUCCUGAUAGGAAACCAUCAAAACUUGGAGCUUUGCUUCCGACUUUGACUGAAGUCGUGGCCAAAGAGCACAAAAGGCUCCUUGCUCGAAAAUCAAUUAUUGAGAAGAGGAAAGAAGAGCAAGAACGACAGCUUCUUGAAAUGGAGCGUGAGGAGGAAUCGAAGAGAUUAAGACUGCAGAAAAUAACAGAAGAGGCAGAACAAAGAAGGCUUGCGACUGAGUAUGAGCAGAGGAAGAAUCAAAGGAUCCUUAGGGAGAUAGAGGAAAGAGAAAAUGAAGAAGCUCAAGCUUUACUUCAGGAAGCUGAAAAACGUAUCAAAAAAAGGGGGAAAAAGCCAAUGAUUGAGGGGGAAAAAAUUACCAAGCAGACAUUGAUGGAGUUGACUUUGACUGAACAACUCCGUGAAAGGCAGGAAAUGGAAAAGAAGCUGCAAAAACUUGCUAAAACCAUGGAUCAUUUGGAAAGAGCCAAAAGAGAAGAAGCUGCUCCGCUUAUUGAAGCUGCAUAUCAACAGCGCCUAGUAGAAGAGAGGGUUCUUCAUGAGCGUGAGCAACAACUAGAGGUUGAAGUAAGCAGACAGCGGCAUGAGGGAGAUCUUAUUGAGAAGGAGAGGCUUUCUCGAAUGAUGGGCAGUAAAGAGAUAUAUCAAGAGAGAGUUGUCAAUCAGCGCCAAGCAGAAUUUAACAGAUUGAAUAGAGAAAGGGAGGAGCGGCUCUCUAAGAUUUUACAAACCAGGAGGCAGGAUAGGGAGAAAGCGAGGAAGUUGAAGUACUAUCUUCAGGUAGAAGAAGAGAGACAACAAAAAUUGCGUGAGGAGGAAGAGGCUAGGAAGCGUGAAGAGGCUGAGAGGAAAAAGAAGGAAGAGGCUGAACGCUUAGCAAAAUUAGCUGAGAUUAGUGAAAAACAGAGGCAGAGAGAGCGGGAGCUUGAAGAAAAAGAGAGGCAGAGGAAGGAAGCAUUGUUGGGCAGACCAACCGAACCAGUUCUUAAGCCCGCUGAGCCUCCUGCUCGACCGUUGGAAUCUGCACCUGCUGCAGCAGCUGCCGUUGCAAACCCAGGGAGAUAUGUUCCCAGACACCGACGCCAAGGAGGUGAACCUGCAGCCGCUGCCGCUGCUGCUCCUCCUCCUCCGGAAACAGAUCGUUGGAAUAACAGUAGCAGCCGGCCGGAUGGUGACAGGUGGCGCAGUGAGGAUCGCAGAACCUCCUUUGGUUCUGGUGCUCCAAAGUCAUCCACCACAUGGUCAUCUUCCAGGAAUCGUGAUCGUUGAUCAUUCUUUGCCCUGGUUUGUUACUGCGGCUCUUUGGGGGAUCAUUGCAUGAUAUAUGUUGCUGGUUCUUCAGACUUUUGGUCUAGUUCUCUCUGUACUCUCCUCCCCCUGUUUGAGUUUUAGAAUUCUUUUUGAUACUCAGUUAUUGAAUUUAUUAUCUUCCAAUACUCGUGGAGACCUCGGUCCUUUUGAGGAACAUGCCAACAAAGAUUUUCUGUUCAUGAUCGAGUGUAUUGGGUUGGUAAUCGAAAUUUUAACCUAGACGAGUACUUAGACCUAUUUUUGCACUUGUGGUAUUCUGAUAAUCUGAUUUGUGCUAUCGUGAGAAA
Molecule: messenger RNA, 3397 nt
Organism: Lotus japonicus
Lineage: Eukaryota; Viridiplantae; Streptophyta; Magnoliopsida; Fabales; Fabaceae
Product: eukaryotic translation initiation factor 3 subunit A
Exons: 14
Coding region: 186-3068 (960 amino acids)
Biological process (GO): translation reinitiation; formation of cytoplasmic translation initiation complex
Cellular component (GO): eukaryotic translation initiation factor 3 complex, eIF3m; eukaryotic translation initiation factor 3 complex, eIF3e; multi-eIF complex
Molecular function (GO): translation initiation factor activity; mRNA binding
Source: RefSeq, a predicted model, not a curated record